AAGUGAUGGCCCAUACAUAAUUUCUAUAACAGUAGCAGUAGUAACGAAACGUCCCAUUUCACUAGUACAUUGACAGAAAAAGAAACGCCACGUAGUACAUUAAUAGCUUCAGCCUUCAGUACUGUUCCCGCCUAAAAUCAUUACUAUGUAGCAAAAGCAAAUCGUCUCCCACUUCUUCCCCAAAUCCGAAACCCUAACAUUUCUCUCCGCAAACACAGCAACGCUUCUAUGAAGGACGGUGAUCUCUCCUCUGGUUCAGAUGCGAAGAAGAAACAAAAACUGGAAGAUUCUGAGGUGAUUGUGGUGGAUAAUCGAAUUCCUUCACAGGCAGAGAAAGAGAAAAAAUGUCUGAGAGGUUUAGCAGAGUUACUCAUUCGUAUCGCUCGUACGAGUCCUCACUCUUUUAUGCAGCAUUUGGGCCCGUUCUUGCCUUUUGGUGUUUCUCAACUCGAGAAAGAAGUUCUCAAGGUACACAAAGAACGUAAAGACAAGGUCAAGAAAUUUCUCAAAGGUUUUCAAGGGAAUCUUACUAUCUCUUAUGAUGUGGUGACUUAUGAUGAUGAAUAUGAGUAUGGCAGUGAUUCCGAAGAUGGACUUGUUUGGCACAAGGAUUUCGUCUGUAUGAGUGUCCAUUUUGUUGAUCAUACGUCCAAGGUCGGGAAAUGGAUCUUGGGGUACUAUCCUAUCGAGUUUGCACGCGGUGAUAAAGUCUCUGUUUGCAGAAUCAAGAGUGUUCUUGUGGAUUAUGAGAUUGAGAACAAGGUCUCUGCUCUUCUAGUGUCUAACUACGGUGAUCUUGGUCAUGAGGAGUUUGAUUGUUUAAGAAAAUGGAUAGAAAAGAGAGGGAAGAAUCCGAUUGAUCCUUGUUUCUUCCGCAUCUAUUGCUGCGCUGAUCUUUUCCGGUUAAUGGCUGGUGAUGUGUUUGACAAUAUGGACUUGCUUCUAGAGGAGAUCAGGGUGUUGGUUGGUUGGGGAAAAAUGACAUCAACCAACUGGAACGUCUCUUUGGGUAAUCUUCAAGAAGCUUUAAAUAUGGAAGAUAAGAAAGUAUUUGCUGAGGAUGAGUAUUACCAGGAUUAUGACCUACCAUGUGAUGAAGAUUGGAUAAUGAUUCGAACUUUUUGCAAACUUGCUGGUUGCAUAUAUAAAGUGGCAAAGGAACUUUUCGAGGGAGAGUAUUCGACAUCUAAUGUCUACUUCCACCUUCUUGCGGAGCUGAAGUUUAUGUUGAAGCAAGAGCUCGCAAGUGCUGAUAAUGACCACUUCCUCUGCAAAGCUAAUGAGAUAUUGGAGAGGUUUGAUAAGUACUGGAAUGAUAUGUUCCUUGUUUUGGCAACUGCUUCUGUUUUAGACCCUCGGUUCAAGAUGAAGUAUCUUGAGCUUUACUGCUCAAAGAAGGAAGUUAAUGAUGGAGGUUCAAAAGCUGAAACUGUUUUGGACUACUUACACAAUCUAUUUGCUGAUUAUGCAGCUCCUGAUAUCCCUCCAGCAACAGAAUGCCUGGAUACUACAGUUGACUCGAUUUUCUAUAGCUCAGAAGAAGAAGAAGAAAAAGAAAGUGAAGAAGAGGAAAGUGAUGAAGAAGAUGAAGAAUGUGGUGAAGAAGAAGGUGAAGAAAGUGAUGAAGAGGAAAGUGAUGAAGAAUGUGCGGAAGAAGAAGGUGAAGAAGAAGAACAGAAGGUCAAGGAAGAGAAGAAGCCUGGUGCAUACGAGGAUUUCGCUUUCUUUCAAGAGUUUCUCAAGUUUGAAGGAUCGGCAAGAGAGUUUGGUGAAUCAGAACUCGAUUCCUAUCUCAAAGAGCCGGUUAUGAAGUGGAACAAAGACUUCAAAGCACUGAAAUGGUGGAAAGCAGAGAGCCAAAAGUAUCCAAUUCUCUCCCAAGUAGCUCGUGACAUUCUCUCCAUACCAAUCUCACGCGCCACUUCAUAUGACGCUUAUGUUGCUGACAGAAGGGAGUGUCCUAAAUUUGUUGUCUCCAUGAAAGCCGAACUUGUGAACGCCAUGAUGUGCAGCAAAAGCUGGUCACGACUUUGAUCUGCCAAGAUUUGUAACAACAAGAAAGAGCUUUGGCCUUGCUGUGAAACUCAUAUUUCUGUACCUUUUUUCAUUUAGUCCGUUUUCCAUUUCUGUAUCAGUAACAUUGAGAACCUUGUUUUAAUUAAAAUCAAAACUCUCU
Messenger RNA from Arabidopsis arenosa, 2176 nucleotides. The record is from the annotation of a GenBank genome assembly. NCBI's taxonomy places the organism in Eukaryota, Viridiplantae, Streptophyta, Magnoliopsida, Brassicales, Brassicaceae.